GGUCUGGUCGCCAAUAAAACUGUACUAAGACAGGCAUAUCGGACUUUAACAGGUGAUUGUUCAGCAGCAAAUACCAUGGAAGAGGCUGAAGUAGAUAAGCGACUUGAGCAAGUAUUGGAUGAACAGGAUCCAGAAUUGUUGUGGGACAUGAGGAAGCAAAAUUCAGGACGUCAUACAGAGUACGAUGAAUUUUUAAAUAGAUGUAAAGAAUAUAUAGCAAGCUCUGUAGAAACGGCAGUAGAUGAAAGGCGGCAUGAUUCGAUUGCUGAUGAUGAGGUAAUAGUCCACCUGGCUACCGCUCUAAGUGUACGGGACCUCCAUGAACAGGUGAGCAGUAGAUGUCCUGAAGGUACCAAAAUUCCCGGCAUUCAGUGGCUAAGGAUGCAGUUCUGGCCACGACGACCAACAGCCAAAACAGCAGCUCGAUACACUGGCAAGCUUAAAGUAAAGUACAUGGUCCAGGCAAGACAAUUUCGUGCUGACCAUGUUGAUUGUCAUUAUGCAUCAGCACUUUUUAGGUAUGAAAAGGAAUGUGCGAUCAUGUUUCGAGAUCAUGUUACGCUGGUCAGCAUGGAUGACAAGCAUACAAUUAAAGUCGGCGAACCAGGAUGCCCAGUGGCUGCAGCAGAAAGGGGGAAACAAGUCCUUGUUGCAAUGGGUAAAAAACUGGCUGUUGCAGAUCACGAUUUCACUCGAUUAAGUUUGACUCCAAGUGUCAACCUUUUCAUUGAUGUGCCAGAGAAAAUUGAUGAAAGUUUUCAUCGAGGACAAGUGUGCAUAUCAUUCAAGGAGAAUGCAUUUCAGCCUUCGACUCCUGUUCGACAUGUGACUGAACUACACAGUGAGCUUACCGACAUGAACCUAGAUGGCAAGCCCAUUUUGAUGUUGUAUACGGAUGGUGGACCAGAUCAUCGAGUCACGUACAUGUCUGUCCAGUUAUCGAUAAUCUCACUAUUCCUGUCAUUGGAUUUGGACUAUGUGUGUGCAGUCAGGACGCCACCGAAGCAUAGCUGGAAAAAUCCUGUCGAGAGGAUAAUGUCCAUAAUCAACCUUGGUCUGCAGGGAGUUGGAAUUAUGAGAAAGGAGAUAGAAAAUGAGAAUAAGUUGACGAGUUGUGGGGGUCUGAAAAGUGUCAGAGAGAUGGCUGAAAAGGUACCAGAAUUGAAAGAUGAGGUUCUUGGAGCAGUCCAACCAAGCAUCAAGUUGUUGAGAAAUCUUAUGGAAAGAUUAAAGCUCAAAGAUCUCCGGUUCAAGACGUACGAUCCGGCAAGUGAUGACGCCAUUGAUGAUAUGUGGAGAAAGAUUCUUCAGGUAAAGUGUACACAUUUUGUUUCCAACAACAAUAUCCUGUGUCAAGUUUUCCUCAUUUAA
This is a messenger RNA of Anneissia japonica, 1371 nucleotides long. RefSeq lists its product as uncharacterized. The coding region runs from base 76 to 1371 and encodes 431 amino acids. The record is from RefSeq and is a predicted model, not a curated record. The transcript is spliced from 2 exons. Lineage: Eukaryota; Metazoa; Echinodermata; Crinoidea; Comatulida; Comatulidae.